Messenger RNA from Cicer arietinum (chickpea), 1037 nucleotides. RefSeq lists its product as uncharacterized. NCBI's taxonomy places the organism in Eukaryota, Viridiplantae, Streptophyta, Magnoliopsida, Fabales, Fabaceae. The record is from RefSeq and is a predicted model, not a curated record. Gene Ontology annotation, cellular component: signal peptidase complex; membrane. Gene Ontology annotation, molecular function: serine-type endopeptidase activity.
ACUGAAACAGUCAUAGUGACACCUUUAACCCAAUUAUGUCCAAUGAGAAUAAAAGGAUAUUGAAAAAGUAAUGAAUUGUAAACAAUUUCCAUUUAUAAUAAAUAUAAUAAUGGAAUAAAAAUAAAAAAAAUAUACGUUUGUUUGUGGUGUUGGUCUUUGGGUGUCUCUUCUCUCUAUUUGUUAACCGGCGAAAAGAAAAAGAGAAGAGUCACUCACUCAACAAAGCGGUGAAGUUGGUAGCAACAAACAGAACAGAAGAAAGAAGCUUAGCAAUGGGUUUUAUCGGUGACACUAUGGAUUCUAUCAAAUCUCUUCAGAUCCGUCAGGUCCUCACUCAGGCUGUUAGUCUCGGCAUGAUUGUUACGUCUGCACUGAUAAUAUGGAAGGCAUUGAUGUGCAUCACUGGCAGUGAAUCUCCUGUCGUCGUUGUUCUUUCUGGAAGUAUGGAACCAGGAUUCAAGCGGGGAGACAUCUUAUUCUUACACAUGAAUAAGGAUCCAAUUCGUGCUGGUGAGAUUGUUGUAUUUAAUGUAGAUGGGCGGGAGAUUCCGAUUGUUCAUCGUGUAAUUAAGGUACAUGAAAGGGGAGAUACCGGGGAGGUUGAUGUUCUCACAAAAGGAGAUAACAACUAUGGGGAUGACAGGCUACUGUAUGCUCAUGGUCAGCUAUGGCUGAAUAGACACCACAUUAUGGGUAGAGCUGUUGGGUUCUUGCCUUAUGUUGGCUGGGUGACAAUUAUCAUGACUGAAAAACCUAUCAUCAAGUAUAUUCUCAUUGGUGCUUUGGGGCUGCUGGUGAUAACUUCAAAAGAGUAAAUGAUGAUGAAUCUAAAUCAAACUAAAUGGGUCUGGCCUCCAAGAGCACUAUGAGCACAUGUCAUGCUUUUUUUGAACUUGAAGGUGUCAUUUUGUACCAUUAACAGCAUAAUAUUAAGAAUUAAUACAAAGUAGUUGAAUUUUAUAAUUUCUUUUGAUCCUUUGUUGGUUCAUUGAAAACCUUCUUCCUUUAUACAAAAACUAGAUUAGCGUUUGUUCUCA